AUGGGAGCUCCGGACUCGUUUGUUUGGCUAGCAUCAAGGUCAGGAGUUUAUACUGCGAAAUCCGGGUAUUAUGUUGCUGCAUCAAAGGAACUGACCGCUAACAGAGAUGAGGCAAGACCCCUACAAGAUCAGAACCUUUACAAAGCCAUUUGGGCUAGCAAAAUACCGCCAAAGCUACACCUAUUUCUCUGGAAGAUAACACAAGGAGCGCUAGCACUUGGAGAAAACUUGAUAUGGUCCUCACACAUCUGGACUUCUCCCUUUGACCCAAGGCUUUACGACUCCUAUACUGAAGCUUUCCUCGGCUCAACAGCGGCCACCAACCUCCCACCAUUAGGAGUAGAAACCAACCUCUUUCCUUGGAUCACUUGGGGAAUCUGGACAGCAAGAAACUCCUAUGUGUUUGAGAAUAGAUACUUCACACCUGUGGAAAUCAUCUCAAAAGCUAUCAGAAUGGCAAGAGAAUGGAGCAUCGCGCAAUCACCUCCACACUCAACUCCCUCGUCACAUCACAACCGAGUGCUUCCACCAACCCUGACAUCCACAUUUGUAGUUUGUUUUACUGAUGCAGCUUGGCAGGCCGGAUCAAACAGAGCAGGUUGUGGAUGGAUCCUCAAGGACCACCGUGAUGCGUGGCUGAAGCAGGGAACGAGUAUCUUCAACCACACUUCAUCGCCUCUGAUGGCUGAAGCUCUCGCAGUCAGAACAGCACUCCUCAACGCCCUCGAUGCGGGCUAUACCAGAAUCUGUAUUAAAUCAGAUUGUCAAGCACUUGUUGCUAUUAUCUCCUCGAAACAACACCCGGCGGAUCUCCACGGAAUCACUCGGGACAUCGAGCAUCUAUCUCUCUCCUUUGAAUGUAUCUCCUUUGUUUUCAUUUCCAGAAUCUUGAAUUCGGCGGCUGAUGCCCUUGCGAAAUCAUCUCUAUACUCUGCCCCCACCAACUAG
This is a messenger RNA of Brassica oleracea var. oleracea, 948 nucleotides long. RefSeq lists its product as uncharacterized. The coding region runs from base 1 to 948 and encodes 315 amino acids. The transcript has 2 exons. Gene Ontology annotation, molecular function: nucleic acid binding; RNA-DNA hybrid ribonuclease activity. The record is from RefSeq and is a predicted model, not a curated record. NCBI's taxonomy places the organism in Eukaryota, Viridiplantae, Streptophyta, Magnoliopsida, Brassicales, Brassicaceae.